Molecule: messenger RNA, 1098 nt
Organism: Linepithema humile (Argentine ant)
Lineage: Eukaryota; Metazoa; Arthropoda; Insecta; Hymenoptera; Formicidae
Product: serine palmitoyltransferase small subunit B
Source: RefSeq, a predicted model, not a curated record
GCUGCAGUGAUGAAUCAGCAAUCAUCAGCAGUGUUCGACGUAACCUUCCUAAGCCAAAGUUAAUUUACAGAAGUUUAAAUAACAAUUAUUUAUUAACCACAAUGGUUAAUCCUGUACAAAGUUUACGAGCUUUCCUAAAGUAUUGGUAUUUCCGAUAUAUGCUCGUAACAGAGCUGUACAUGGUUGAACAAUGGGAGAGAGAUUUUAUAAAUAUCUUUUUUAUAGCAAUGUUCUUUCUCUUUUUCAUCUUCAACUACAAAGUACUACUGCCAGUUACACAAUACGUAUUAGAAAGUUAACUGUCAGUGUAGCAUAAUUACUGCAAUGUAUAAAAAACAUAAUUGUUCCAUCAUUCCAAAAAUUUUUAAAACACGACUGUGAUUGUAAGAAUCUAAUAAAAAAAUAAAAGUUUUAAAAUAAUCAACUAUUAUAUUAAAUUUAAUAUAAAAAUACAAUACAAACCUAUUGUUACAGAUUGAUGGAAAUUGUGCAUUAUUUGGAGAUAAUAAUUUUAUUUAAAACAGUUUGAAAAAUUAUGUUGAAAUACUUUAUUUUUCUUGGUUAAUUACUUUCUUCUUGCUUCACUGAUUUCUUGAUUUACUGAUUGUGUAGAAGUAUGCAUUAUAAAUGUUUUUAAAUUAAAAGCAACUUUUGUAAAUAUUAUCCUCAGCUAAUUAAUAACUUUCCACGUAAAAACCUUUUUCCAAUGAAAGAAAUGGUAUUUAAAGAAAUGAUGCAUGAAUUAUGUAAUAGUUGAUGAAUUAUGUAAUAGUAUUUUUGGGGACGAUCUGUAUAUACCUGGCAUAAUAAUAGGUGUUGAGACAUUAGUAAAAUAUGUAUAUGCAUAAUAAAUAUUCAAUUUAUUUUUUUUUUUUUAAUACGAAGUAUAUGAGUAACCAUUAACCAAUACUUUUAACAAUUUCAUACUAAAUACUAUAUACUUUGCAAAUUUAUCAAUUCAAUGAUUUGUAUCGUUACUCCAAAUUCAUUGCAGCUGAUAUCUUCCCCACGUUUCAAAAUUUAAAUAAUUUACAUAAAUUAUAGAUUUUCUGUAUCUGGCAAUGAUGAACAUCAACACAGACAGCUUUUAUCUAAUAA